Messenger RNA from Closterium sp. NIES-65, 1551 nucleotides. Lineage: Eukaryota; Viridiplantae; Streptophyta; Zygnematophyceae; Desmidiales; Closteriaceae. The record is from the annotation of a GenBank genome assembly.
AUGUACGCGUCAAAGUCGCCUCCAAUAUCCGUGGUGCCAAAAUGCCAAGAGGAGGAUUCAGAUGAGGCGGCUUGGGGACCACGGUUCGGAGGUUCGGGAAGAUCCGUCCGAUCCCCGGCCUCCGAACCUGGCUGGUCCAGGCGAUUCGCGUCAGUGGAUCUGGACGAAUGGGGCGCCGCCACGUAUGCACCGCGGUCGUCUCACGAACUAACUGACCCGUUCGAUGCGAGCUGUGCGUGCGAUGCGAACGGCACCGCGUGGGACAAUUACUGGGAGUGCGACAGCGUUGCGACGGACACUUCUUCUCACGGACAGGCCGCGGAAGAUAUAGCGAUUUAUCGCAGCAGCAGCACCGGGCAUCGAUACCCUGUUGUGAUGUCCAGCAGCAAGAUCGGCAGCAGCGGCCAGCGCUCUUGCCAGUGGGACGACCCCUGUAGCCCUGCUGCUGCUGCUGCUGCUGCUGCUGCUGCUGCUUCAGCGCUGCAUGCCCCUCAUUCUGCCUCUUGUACCGCUCGCCACGGCUCGGGUCCUGCUCUGCAGGGCUCUGCUGCUGCUUCUCCGCACGUCCCGCAUGCUGCCCUUUCGAGGGACGACCGGCCCGGCGCGUCUCUCCCGCCCCCUGCGCGCCAAGGCAGCGGCUCAGCCCAGAAGCAGCAGCUAGUACCGACCCACAAGAGAUCUCACUCCGCUGCACCGCACUCCGCUGCACCGCACUCUGCUCAACCGCAUUCCCACCCCAGUCACCCCGGUCACGGCAGUCUCACCAGGUACCUGCCUCAUCUCGAGAUCCCAGGGCAAACGGGUCAAGUGGGUCAAACCGUUUCGUUAUCCGCGAACGGGCACCGAAAAACCCACUCGCAUUCUGCUGCAUUGCAUGGCAACACCACACACCCGGGUCAACUGGGUCAGCUGAGUCACACCACUCACCCGGGUCGCCUGACGCCUCUUGAUCUGCCAGGUCUAACGAGUCAAGCGAGUCAAACGGGUCAAACGGCUUUCUCCCCUUCCAGCGCCUCGCCUUCUCACGGCCGCAGGCACUGCAACCUUGCGCUGAAGCACACGGAGGAGGAGGAGGAGGCGAAGCAGCACAAGGGGCAGCAGCAGUUGGUGGGGGAAUGCAGCGUGGACGUGGGCGUGGACGGUGGUGGUGGUGUCGAUGGUGAGUCGAGCGACUCAGAUGACGAUUUCAUCGGGCUCUACGCUGCUGUUGUGCGCAGCCGUGCUGGCGCUGGCAGCACGAAGGCGCGCGCUGGGGGCAUGAAUAUCGGUGCGGGCACUGGCAGCCUGAAGGCGUAUGUUAAGGUGGUGGAGCAGGGGGCAGGGGAGGUGGAGCAGGGGGCAGGGGAGGUGGACCAGGGGGCAGGGGUGGUGGAGCAGGGGGCUCGGGCGGUGGAGCAGGGAGCAGGGGGCAUGGAUCAGCGGGCGGGCACUGGCAGCCUGAAGGUGAAUUCUAAGGUGGUUGCGCAGCGGGCCGGGCGCGUGCGGCCAAUUCACAGACUGUGGGAGACAGCCAUGCUGCGAGUAGGAGCAGCAGUGGAAGCAUUGCUGUAG